CACUUCAGUAACAAAUAAUCAAAUAAAUGGAAAUUAUAUAUAAAAAAUUUAUACCGCUAAAGAAACUUUAGUAAUUUCGAAAUGUUUCAUUUAAAAACAUUGCAAUUAAGGUUUAUAUUCCUAAUAGCCUUUCUGCAUACAGCCCUGCCAUGUCAGGAUACAAGCGAUCAGCAAGAGGAAUUGGAUUGGUGGCAAACUGCUCAAUUCUAUCAAAUUUAUCCCCGUUCUUUUAUGGAUUCUAAUGGUGAUGGUAUAGGUGACUUAAAUGGUAUCGCCUCGAAACUACAAUAUCUCAAGGAUUUAGGGGUAACGGCUGCAUGGCUCUCACCCAUAUUUACAUCACCUAUGGUGGAUUUUGGUUAUGAUAUAUCCGAUUUCUAUGACAUACAACCGGAAUAUGGCACUAUAGAGGAUUUUCGAAACUUAAUUAAAACCGCCAAUGAAAUUGGUAUAAAAAUCAUUUUAGAUUUUGUACCGAAUCACAGUAGUACGGAAAAUGAAUGGUUUAAGAAAUCGGUGAAACGUGAAAAAGGUUAUGAGGACUAUUAUGUGUGGCAUGAUGGUAAAUUGGAUGAAAAUGGCAAUAGAAUACCACCCAGCAAUUGGUUACAGUCUUUUCGUGGCAGUGCUUGGGAAUGGAAUGAGGAGAGGCAGCAAUACUACCUGCAUCAAUAUGUUGUACAACAGGCCGAUUUAAAUUAUCGUAAUCCCGAUGUGGUAGAACAAAUGAAACGUGUGUUAAGAUAUUGGUUGAAUCAAGGGGUGGCUGGUUUUCGUAUAGAUGCUGUACCGAUGUUGUUUGAGGUAAAACCAGAUGAAAAUGGUCAAUAUCCUGACGAAGAAGUAAGUGGUUUGACUAAUGAUACCGAGGCGAGAAAUUAUUUGAAAACGGAUUUAGUGGAAAAUCGACCAGAAACCAUUGAUAUGGUUUAUCAAUGGCGUCAAGUUAUGGAUGAUCAUCAGCGUAUUUAUGGCGGCGAUACUAGGGUUUUACUUAUUGAGACCUAUGCUCCACCAUGGUACAGCAUGCAAAUGUAUGGUAAUGCCACUACCGAGGGUGCUGAGUUGCCAUUCAAUUUUAAUUUAAUCACUGAAGUUGCUUCAAGUGGCAUGUCGGCCAAGAGUAUUGAAACGGGUGUCAGCAAUUGGCUUAGUAAUAUGCCUGCUGGUCGUACAGCUAAUUGGGUUAUUGGUAAUCAUGAUCAGCGUAGAGCUUCCAGUCGCUAUGGUGUACGCAAUAUCGAUGCCAUGAAUAUGUUAGUUAUGAUGCUGCCUGGAGCAAGUGUCACUUAUCAAGGUGAAGAAUUGGGCAUGUUGGAUGGUGAAAUCUCUUGGGAAGAUACCGUAGAUCCAGCUGCCUGUAAUGCAAAUCCUGAUAUAUAUGAAGAAAGUACCAGAGAUCCAGCACGUACUCCCUUCCAAUGGUCCUCGGAUAAAAAUGGUGGUUUUUCUACAGCGUCUACCACCUGGUUGCCUAUGGCUCCUAAUUAUGAAACCAUUAAUGUGGCUAGUGAAAAUGCUGCUAUCAACUCCCACUUGAAAAUCUAUAAGGCUUUGAUAGAGUUGAGAAAGUCAUCGAAAACUUUGCAGCAGGGUUCUUAUAAGUAUAAAGCUUUAAAUGAUGGUGUUUUUGUUUUGAAAAGAUAUUUGGCUGGUGAGGAAACUUUAGUUUAUUUGGCUAAUUUUGGUGAAGGUUCCUAUAGUGCCAAUAUUGUUACUAGUUUUGAUGCCACUUUACCCGAUACCAUGUCAGUUAAAAUUACUAGUUUAGAUUCUACAAAAUAUUCAAAUGUACCCUUGACCACAACAUCUAUAUCUUUGGCGGCCGGGGAGGCUAUUAUUUUGGGCACACAAUAGGGAAAAUAUAUUUCUGAUUUUUAGCUAACCGAUAAUGUUUUUGGAAAUAAAGAAAAUUAUUCAAUUC
Molecule: messenger RNA, 1924 nt
Organism: Lucilia sericata (common green bottle fly)
Lineage: Eukaryota; Metazoa; Arthropoda; Insecta; Diptera; Calliphoridae
Product: maltase A1-like
Exons: 2
Coding region: 82-1857 (591 amino acids)
Biological process (GO): carbohydrate metabolic process
Source: RefSeq, a predicted model, not a curated record